UGCCCGGAGUGCUAAAUUGGGCCACCCGUGAGGAGGGCCGGCCGUUAAGGGUGGCUCUCCUCGGCCGCAGCCUGAAGGAGGGGUUCGUGAUGCCUCAAGACCGGGGGCAGUCCCGCCCUUGCGCUUCUCUGGGGAGGCCGCAGGCCGUGGCCUGUUCCAGCAGAUGCGGAUGACGGCGGAACAACCGCCUUCGGGGGCCGUGCGCCUCCUUUGCGACUGAAUAUGGAGUAGCUUGCCGCUUGUGACACUGCCGAUCCCCUGUGAAAGUGAAAAUACCUUUUGGAAACAAAUACCUUGAUGCUAUCUUUUCUCUCCCAGAGAAAAAACCAAAAUAUGGUGUGAUUCUUACCCAUGGAGCUGGAGGAGAUAUGAAUUUCCCUCACUUAGUGUCUUUGGCAGCCUGUCUUGCAUCCCAUGGAGUUCUGUGCCUGCGGUUUACUUGUAAAGGCCUUAACAUUGCUCAUAGAACUAAGGCCUUCAAAACAGUUGUGGAAUACUUAAAGCUUUCAGGUGAUUAUAAACUUUCAGGCGUUUUCCUUGCAGGUCGUUCCAUGGGGUCACGAGCUGCUGCUUCUCUGAUACGUCAGCUGAGCCAAGAAGAUGAUGAUGAUGGCUUCAUUCAAGGCCUGGUGUGUUUAUCUUACCCAUUGCAUCGACCAAAACUUCAAUCCAAGCUCCGGGAUGAAGACUUAUUUUUUAUCAGAUGUCCAGUGCUGUUUGUCUCAGGAUCAGCAGAUGAGAUGUGUGAAAAACAAUUGCUAGAAGGUGUGGCAAGCAAAAUGAAAGCCCCUAAAAAAAUCCAUUGGAUUGAUAAAGCAAACCAUGGGAUGGCAGUCAAAGGACGAACAACAGAUGAUGUCAUGGAAGAAAUAAAUGCCCAGGUUAGAGAGAUGUAUUAUAAACCCCACAUCACUGUCUUUGAGAAUGCUGAUUCCAAAGGAACAAAGUUAUGGUCUGAAAAAUGUGACUUGGGAUAGAUACAUGGUGGGGGAUGUGUGGGUAUAAACCAACAAUUCCUAUCUGCUCUUUAAGAGACUUGUGAACAGAUUUAGUAUAAUAAGUGUGAGUAAAAAAUAUCUCCAGAGUAUCUCAGGACAGUAACACAUGACUGAUACAAACAUGGAUUUUAUUAAAAUAAAAAAAGUUACAAAAAUGUUUUUUUAACAAA
Molecule: messenger RNA, 1168 nt
Organism: Pogoniulus pusillus (Red-fronted tinkerbird)
Lineage: Eukaryota; Metazoa; Chordata; Aves; Piciformes; Lybiidae
Gene: TEX30
Product: testis expressed 30
Exons: 6
Coding region: 369-977 (202 amino acids)
Source: RefSeq, a predicted model, not a curated record